Molecule: messenger RNA, 1293 nt
Organism: Diaporthe batatas
Lineage: Eukaryota; Fungi; Ascomycota; Sordariomycetes; Diaporthales; Diaporthaceae
Exons: 4
Coding region: 448-1293 (281 amino acids)
Source: RefSeq, a predicted model, not a curated record
CGAACUAUCACAGAAGGAUCGCACGGUUUCCACAAUUUGAGGUCACCCCGGUUAUCUCCACCUCGAUCAGAUGCGGAGUCCCUUGGUAUCUGCAGCACAGUGGUUCCAUGAUUGCUAGCAGGCUCCGGCUUCCGGGCUUCCGAUGUACACCAGGGCCUAAAUGUAUCGUGACGGACUCUGUCCUCAUCUGGCUCUGACAGAGAUCAUGUUUCUUUUCUCCACGAGUCUUAAAUUGUUGAACAUUAUGUUUCAGAGGCAAUUUCUAAUAAUAAACAGAGUACAAGCCACUAACUUGGGACAAGCUGUAAGUUGGUUCUUGAGUAUUACCGCUGUUAUUGUCCAAAGCCUUCUAGUUUCCCCCAUAGUACUUCUCCGAUUCAUAUCUAUUGAAAAAAGUCUUCUCAUUAAGCAGUGAGUUGGGGGGACCCAACCAGUGGCUCUCUCAACAUGGCAGAAGAAAAGACUAUAGAUGAGUAUUUCCUCUCGAGGGACUUCGUCGAUAUCAACAGACUCAAUCUUCAGCAUUACCUCUAUCGUGAUAUCUUCGGCUACAACCUUCAUCCAAACAUCCCGAUACAAAAUACGCCCAAUCUAUCCGUCGUCGACGUUGGCGCUGGAACCGCAGUUUGGCUUCGAGAUCUACACGCGACGCUUGACCCAACCACGCAAUACCUUGGCUUGGACAUCGACACCCGCCAAGCUGGGCCACCGGAAUGGCUUCCCCCAAACUGCACAGUGAGACAGUGGGAUGCUACAACAGACAUUCCCAUUGACCUUCUUGGGCGAUUCGAUGUUGUGAAUUUGCGCCUCUUCGGGCUCGUCAUCAAGGAAAGCCCGAAGCCCUUGCUCCGGAAGCUGAUCAAAUUGCUGAAGCCCGGUGGAUACAUUCAAUGGUGCGAGACAGACCAGCUUUCUCAUCGAGUCCAGGCCGCCGAUCCAUCACUUCCCACCGAGAACUUGACGGAGCUCUGGCGCCAGACAACACUCAUAGCGCCGAAGCUCAUGGCACCGUGGGUAAAAAGUCUUCCCAAAGACUUUGAGGAAGAAGGGCUUGAGGACGUUGUGGCGGACUGGAAGACGGGCAGCCAACAUACCCUGGUGGCAAUGCACUGGUGUAACAUGCCUCUGUACGAGAUGAUUGAACACCAACUGCGGGCCACAUAUGCUGAGAAGGCCGCUCUUUUUAGGCGCCUAAUUCAAGCAAGUAUUCAGGAAUCAUCCGCUGGUGCCAUGUACGUUUUUGAUCGAGUGGUCGUGGUCGGGCGGAAGUCUCAUGAGACUCGGACAGGGUAG